GGACAAGCACCAGCGCCGGGCGGAGAUCGCGAGGCAGGUCGCGGAGGACUGGAAGGGCGAGGGAGGAACGCCAGAGGCUCCUGCUGAGGGGCAGAUGCGCCGGGCGAGUGUGGGCAGGCGGCUGGGGACUGCGCUGCACCGCCGUCUGCGAGGAGGGGUCCGACCUCUGCGGCGCCCACGCGCAGCGGGGGAGGUGGAAGACCCACGGGAGGAUCACUGGCGGGCUGCCGCCGGCCAAGCGCGACGAGAUGGCGCACCAGCAGCAGAAGCUCGUGGCCGCGGGCAAGAUGCCGCCGGUGCGGGAGGGCGCCACGAUUCUCGUGCCCAUUCCUGGCUGGCCCGAGACGCAGCACUUGGCGGAGGCCAUGAAGGCCUACGGCGCCUUCCGCGGCAAGAAGGCGAGGUGACCGCGCGGGAGCCCGCGGCCGCGGCCCGCGGGGACGACGCAACGCCCCCUUGCGGACACCGGCGGCUCAGGGGUGCCAUCCCGCGGGGCACGCGCGGGCCUGUGCGCGGCAGUGCAGGCGGGGGAGCGCGCUGCGCGGCCACUGCUUGCCAGCAGUGGCCCCUGCCGUGGACGAAAA
This is a messenger RNA of Prorocentrum cordatum, 584 nucleotides long. The record is from the annotation of a GenBank genome assembly. NCBI's taxonomy places the organism in Eukaryota, Dinophyceae, Prorocentrales, Prorocentraceae.